AUGUUGAUGAACUUCGAUGAUCGUCAGUGGAAGGAGGCAAUGGAAAGUAAUCGUUACGCAGAUCAUGUAACCCCAGAAAUGAGGGUCAUUCAUAAACACUUGCGUUUAAUAUACGAAAAAAAUGUAAAUUUGGCUGAAGCAGGGCAUCAACUCAAAGAUAUGCUGCUCGACUGCACUAUGUAUAAAUUUGCCGAAUACUGGGAAAUAAAAUUUAUGUCGAAAGUUUAUUGGCCAACCUUAGAUUCUAGGUGGGAGCAUGGUACUUAUGGCAAUUGUUACACAAUGAUUGUAUCAGAUGCGGAUGAUCACUACAGUAGUUUUGUUGGGCCUCUUUAUGGUCUUUCGGUUACAUUGUAUGUUGCCGAUAAAGAGUAUUUGGCCAGACAUUCUCAAGGGUCUGGCUUCAAGGUAGAGGUUCAUCCUCCCGAAUAUGUCCCUUUCCCUGAAGAUAAAGGAUUCACAAUAUCACCUGGAGUGAUGACAUCAGUUGGUAUUAAGCAAAUGCGAAUUUCACGAAUGCCACUGCCGUACGAUGGAACAGACUGCGGUGAUCUUCAUGGGAAAACUAACCUGCCUAGUUCAUGGUUCGUUCGAAAAGCGCAUCUCUUUACUAUAAAAGAUAAAGCAAUUAGCAGCUUUAUACCGUAUGUUCUUCAACCGGACUUCAGAAAAAUUCAUUUUGUUUUCAGAUACAGCAAAGUGCUGUGGGAUGCUGGUUAUCGCGAUGCAGUGAAUUACACAACACAAGCAUGCGUGAAAUCAUGUUAUCAAAAACGGCUUGUUGAUGAUUGCGGUUGUGUAGAUCCGAGUUUUGUUACUCGCGAAGACAUUCGAGAGUUCUUCCUCGAUGAGAGACUGCAACCAUCUGCGUGCGAUGUUGUUCUCGAACAGUCGCUGAAAUGUGUGAGAAAGUCGAUGGGCAAUACAACGAAAAGCGGUGUUUGUGAACGGGAAUGCCCACAAUCGUGCCAUGAACAAGCCUACUCUGCAAGAAUCACGACGUCACUCUGGCCAAGGGCCAGUUAUUACGAUCGUAUAAAAGACUCGUGGAAGAACCAAAUACCUUCAAUGGAAACAAUGCAAGAAGCACAUGAAGCAAGAACGAAUCUAGCCAAACUUGAAGUUUAUUUCGAAGAAUUGAACUACGAAUCAGUUGUUGAAUCGCCAGCACAAGACGUAUGGAUGCUUCUUUCCACCAUUGGUGGUACUCUUGGUUUAUAUGUUGGAAUGUCGUUUCUAACACUUGGUGAAUUUGCGGAAUUAUUGCUCAAGUGUAUCGCUCUACCUGCUCGUCAUCAUUUACAACAGCGUCUAGCUGCUGACAGGCUUUGA
This is a messenger RNA of Anisakis simplex (herring worm), 1332 nucleotides long. Lineage: Eukaryota; Metazoa; Nematoda; Chromadorea; Rhabditida; Anisakidae. The record is from the annotation of a GenBank genome assembly.